Cucurbita maxima (winter squash) is the source of this 1503-nucleotide messenger RNA. Its product is annotated as sodium/pyruvate cotransporter BASS2, chloroplastic. The record is from RefSeq and is a predicted model, not a curated record. Lineage: Eukaryota; Viridiplantae; Streptophyta; Magnoliopsida; Cucurbitales; Cucurbitaceae. The transcript is spliced from 13 exons. The coding region runs from base 70 to 1320 and encodes 416 amino acids. Gene Ontology annotation, cellular component: membrane.
CCAUAUUGGGCAAGAAUUCAUUUUCUACUUCGAUUCCGCUCCCAUUCUGCAAUUUCAACUGCAGCUAUAAUGGCGUCAUUUUCCAAAUUCGAGUACACAGAUUGUAGAACACACAAAUUUGAUGCUCCCUACAGGCAAACCUACGAUUUUUCCGCGAAGAAGCCUACAGACCAUCUGUACAUAAGGGGAAAAUUAUGUUCAUCUCACAAUGCAAGAAGUUUAGUAUCUCAGUGCAAGCUGCUUAAGCCGAUCGUUUUUUCUGGCUCUCCUUCUGCAAUCACCUCAAGGAAGCUCCAAAUUCUGUGCAAAGCUGCAAAUGAUGUCUCUGGAGAUAUCCCUGAUGGUAAUUCUCCAAGUGGAAUGAGUCUGUACGAAAGAACUAUUGAAACUUUAACCACACUUUUUCCUCUGUGGGUUAUCCUUGGAACCAUUAUCGGCAUCUACAAACCUGCUGCAGUAACUUGGUUGGAGACUGAUCUUUUUACCCUGGGAUUGGGUUUUCUUAUGCUUUCGAUGGGAUUGACAUUGACAUUUGAGGAUUUCAGGCGUUGUUUGAGAAAUCCAUGGACUGUAGGUGUAGGAUUUCUUGCCCAGUACUUAAUUAAACCUCUGCUUGGCUUUACUAUCUCCAUGACUCUCAAACUGUCUGCACCUCUUGCAACUGGUCUUAUUUUGGUCUCAUGCUGCCCUGGGGGACAGGCAUCCAAUGUUGCUACUUAUAUAUCUAAAGGAAAUGUCGCACUUUCGGUUCUUAUGACAACGUGUUCAACUAUUGGUGCUAUUGUCAUGACGCCAUUGCUUACCAAGCUUCUUGCUGGCCAACUAGUCCCAGUUGAUGCUGCUGGUCUUGCUAUCAGCACUUUUCAGGUGGUCUUGGUUCCAACUGUAAUUGGAGUUUUAGCUAAUGAAUUCUUCCCCAAAUUCACUGCAAAGAUAAUCACAGUGACACCUUUAAUUGGAGUUAUCCUCACAACUCUCCUGUGUGCCAGCCCUAUCGGGCAAGUAGCAGAAGUUUUGAAAACUCAAGGAGCGCAGCUAUUGCUCCCAGUAGCCGUCCUCCAUGGUGCUGCAUUUGCUCUGGGUUAUUGGCUUUCAAAAAUAUCAUUUGGAGAAUCCACCUCCCGCACGAUUUCAAUAGAAUGUGGGAUGCAGAGCUCUGCACUCGGGUUUUUACUUGCUCAAAAGCAUUUCACAAACCCCCUCGUCGCCGUUCCAUCGGCAGUUAGCGUCGUUUGUAUGGCGCUUGGUGGCAGUGCUCUUGCAGUCUUCUGGAGGAACAUGCCAAUUCCGGCCGACGACAAAGAUGAUUUCCAAGAAUGAAAAAGGAAGAAGAAGUAGUUCAAGUUCUAGAUAUUUGCUAGCUUACUUGUAUCGAUUUGUUUGAAAAUGAUGACACAGUUUUUGGAUUUGAUCAGUGCCAUGGCCCAUUUAUUUGUGUUGAGAGUUGUAGUAAUAAAAUUUCGAUCUUUGAAUGCUUUAACAAUCCUUCCAUUUUUCCUUGAA